Theobroma umbraticum is the source of this 3837-nucleotide messenger RNA. It is a transcript of the gene PHOT2, whose product is annotated as phototropin 2. Lineage: Eukaryota; Viridiplantae; Streptophyta; Magnoliopsida; Malvales; Malvaceae. Gene Ontology annotation, molecular function: ATP binding; protein kinase activity. The record is from RefSeq and is a predicted model, not a curated record. Gene Ontology annotation, biological process: protein phosphorylation.
GGACCUUUGGGGGGGUUAUGUUAUCCCAUAUAGAACUUUGGAAGUCCUAUUUACGAAACGUUAUCCUGCUAUUGACCUGUUUUCCUUUUCUUUGCACCACAUCCAGCUGAAACCACACCCAGAAACUUAAAAGACAUGUUUCUUCAUGCUGUAAUAGAUGUAUGGAAAAGAAACGUGUUAAAGGCAUGACUUUUUAACAGGACCCUGGAAGCUUCUGGGUGCGUUGAAUGCCAUGGAAGAAAAGUGGCACUGGCCCCAUUACCGUUAAAGUGCUGCAACUUUGAAUUCAUUUUGCUCAGAAACUGUUGGGGUUUGCUUGCACUCUAAAUUUCUGUUGCGCAGCCUCACCUGCAUGCACUGGAGAGAAGUUCGAAAUGGAGAAACCAAAGGCCGGGGGGAUGCAGAGGUCAUCUGCCUCACAUUUUAAAUCCUCAACACCAUCGGCAAAUACUCAAUCAACCAGUCGAGAACAACAGAGAUCAAUCGAGGUUUUUGAAUCAGCAGGUACUCAAAAUGUUGGACAAUCUAAUGAUACAAUUGAGGGUUCUAGUACACAAGGCCAUGUGGAAGAGGAAGGAUUAUCAAUGAAUGUCACCUCUUCUACAGGGAAGGAGGCUUUGGACAAGUGGAUGGCUUUUGGAGGAGAGGCUGCCAAAAAUUCUCAGAUCAUAAGUUUUGAUGACUCCAUAAAAAACUUGAAUGGGGCUAGCGCGGCAGAGAAAGAUUCAAAUGGACAGUCCUCUGGCAGAAUUUUAACUGAAGCUAGCAUAGCUGAAAGGACUGCAGAAUGGGGUAUUGCAGUGACGUCAGAUGUUGGAGAAGGUGGUUUCAAAGUGAUUGGUAAAACAAUAACGCCAACUGGAGAAGGUUAUCUUAACAAGAACUCAUUAGAGAAAUUUGCAAUGGACUCCGCAAGGACAUCAGAAGAACCAUAUCAUGGAUUGGAGGCCUUUCCCAGGGUGUCACAGGAGCUGAAGGAUGCUCUAGCAACUCUGCAGCAGACUUUUGUUGUAUCUGAUGCCACCAGACCAGACUGCCCUAUAAUGUUUGCCAGCAGCGGAUUUUUCAGCAUGACUGGUUAUUCGUCAAAGGAGGUCAUAGGAAGAAACUGGAAAAGUACUAGUAAUAAAAUCUCAGAGUUGAGGGUGUUGUGCAGCCGCUUUCUGCAAGGACCGGAAACAGACAGGACAGAGGUUGCCAAGAUUAGAGAUGCAGUUAAGAAUGGAAAAAGCUAUUGCGGCAGGCUCCUCAACUACAAGAAGGAUGGAAUUCCUUUCUGGAAUCUUCUCACUGUCACCCCUAUCAAAGAUGAUCAUGGAAAUACUAUCAAAUUCAUUGGAAUGCAGGUGGAGGUCAGCAAAUACACAGAAGGUAUCAAUGAAAAGGCCUUGCGGCCUAAUGGACUGUCCAAGUCGUUGAUUCGUUAUGAUGUUCGUCAGAAGGAUCAGGCUCUAGAUUCCAUCACAGAGGUUGUCCAAACUUUGAAACAUCCUCAAUCUCACACUCGGACAAUAAGUAAUGAUGCCAGUAACAAGCUUGAAGACAAGUUCAACCUUGAUUACCUUCUGCCUAAAUCUGCUGAAACUGAAAACGUUAGUACCCCUGGGAGAUGCACUCCCCGGUCAGACUUCAGUACUGGUACUCCUACACAAGAAUUUGGCAAGAAAACUAGAAAAUCAGGACGCAUUUCUUUAAUGGGGCUUAAAGGCAGGUCGCCCAGCUUUGCAGUCAAACAAGAAACAGAACCAAUUAUUGAACCAGAGGAGUUAAUGACCAGAGACAUAGAACGCACUGACAGUUGGGAACGUGAUGAAAGAGACAGGGACAUACGCCAAGGGAUAGAUCUAGCAACUACGUUGGAACGAAUUGAAAAGAAUUUUGUGAUCACAGAUCCUAGACUCCCUGAUAAUCCCAUUAUAUUUGCAUCUGAUAGCUUUCUUGAACUGACGGAAUAUACACGAGAGGAAACUUUGGGAAGGAACUGUAGGUUUCUUCAAGGACCAGAAACUGAUCAAGAAACUGUCUCGAAGAUAAGAGAUGCUAUUAGAGAACAGAGGGAAAUCACUGUUCAGUUGAUCAACUACACAAAAAGCGGCAAGAAAUUCUGGAAUUUAUUCCACUUGCAACCUAUGCGUGACCAAAAGGGUGAGCUUCAAUACUUCAUUGGUGUCCAACUUGAUGGAAGUGAUCAUGUUGAACCCCUACGUAACCGCCUGUCUGAGCAAACAGAGCUGCAUAGUACUAAGUUGGUAAAAGCCACAGCAGAAAAUGUCGAUGAAGCUGUUCGGGAACUUCCUGAUGCCAAUUUGAGACCAGAAGAUUUGUGGGCAAUCCAUUCUCAGCCUGUCUUCCCACGGCCUCACAAAAGAGAUAGUUCUUCUUGGCUAGCAAUACAGAAGAUCACUUCUCGUGGCGAAAAAAUUGGUCUACAUCAUUUUAAGCCCAUAAAACCCUUGGGCUGUGGUGAUACUGGCAGUGUUCAUCUGGUGGAACUAAAAGAUACAGGAGAAUUAUUUGCUAUGAAGGCAAUGGAGAAGUCAGUGAUGAUGAAUCGUAACAAGGUUCAUCGAGCAUGCGUUGAAAGGGAAGUCAUCUCACUUCUGGAUCAUCCUUUCCUUCCCUCAUUAUACUCUUCUUUUCAGACUCCCACACAUGUUUGUUUGAUAACAGACUUUUGCCCUGGUGGAGAGUUAUUUGCCCUGCUUGAUAAGCAGCCGAUGAAAUUUUUCAAAGAAGAAUCUGCAAGGUUCUAUGCAGCAGAGGUUGUCAUUGGUUUGGAAUAUCUUCAUUGUCUAGGAAUAAUAUACCGAGACCUGAAGCCGGAAAAUAUUCUACUCCAGAAGGACGGGCACGUUGUAUUAACCGACUUUGAUUUAUCAUUUAUGACAUCCUGUAAACCCCAAGUUUUAAAGCAUCCCUUGCCUAACAAGAGAAGGAGAUCCAGGAGUCUACCACCUCCAACAUUUGUUGCAGAACCAGCUGCACAGUCAAAUUCAUUUGUUGGAACUGAAGAAUAUAUUGCUCCAGAAAUUAUUACUGGUGCAGGACACAGUAGUGCAAUUGACUGGUGGGCUCUUGGUAUUUUGCUGUAUGAGAUGCUCUAUGGCCGUACACCUUUCAGGGGUAAAAACAGGCAGAAAACAUUCUCCAAUAUCUUGCACAAAAACCUCACCUUCCCCAGUAGCAUUCCGGUUAGUCUUCCAGCGAGACAGUUGAUUAACGCAUUGUUGAACCGGGACCCUGCCAGCCGUUUGGGGUCAGGCAGCGGUGCCAAUGAAAUCAAACAACACCCUUUCUUCCGUGGCAUAAAUUGGCCUCUAAUACGCUGCAUGAGCCCACCGCCAUUGGAGGUGCCUCUUCAAUUAAUCAAGAAAGAUACUCACACCAAAGAUGUAAAGUGGGAAGAUGAUGGAGUGCUCCUUAGUUCUGUUGACAUGGAUAUUUUCUAAAGGAUGAUGUAUAGAUUAUAGUCCACUUUUUCCAUGUUGAUGUUCGUCGACUGAGCAGGUAUACUCUUAAAAUGGAACAUAUGCAGUGCAUCAACAAACAAGAUGACUUCCUAGUGCUGUUUGCAAUGAAGCUACCUCUGCUUGAUAAGAGCCAUAAACUGGUCCCUCAUUGCCAUUUAGACUACUUUGGCUGGGUUGACUGGCGGGUACAACCAAAUUGGAUGAAAACAGUGUUGAGGGGAAGCGUCCUACCUAGAACUAGGUUGCUUGGGUCCCUCGUGUAACAGUUUAUAGUGGAGCUGUAGGUAUGAGUUUGACUCGAUGUGUUCUAAACAAAAGUUGCCAGUUUUCGAUUAAUGAAAAAGAAAAAUCGAUCAAUCUUUGUUCA